Messenger RNA from Tetrahymena thermophila SB210, 1842 nucleotides. Its product is annotated as serine/threonine-protein phosphatase 2A 65 kDa regulatory subunit A beta. The record is from RefSeq and is a predicted model, not a curated record. Gene Ontology annotation, biological process: protein dephosphorylation. The transcript has 3 exons. Gene Ontology annotation, molecular function: protein phosphatase regulator activity. Gene Ontology annotation, cellular component: protein phosphatase type 2A complex; cytoplasm. Lineage: Eukaryota; Ciliophora; Oligohymenophorea; Hymenostomatida; Tetrahymenidae.
AUGGCUGAUAUUAAAGAAAAGAGUUAAGUUGUAAAUAAUAAAGUAAAAGAGACUGAAAGUCAAUAAGACUAAGAGGCAGAUGAGUUUUUAUCAAUUAAAUAGUAUCACCCUCUUAAUAUUCUUUUAGAGGAAAUGAAGUUGGCUAAUCUAAAAAAAAGGAUAUCGUGUGUUAGAUAAAUACCUUCAAUCAGUAUUGCUUUAGGUCCUGAAAAAACGAGAGCUCUUUUAAUUCCAUUUUUGAGUUAGUUAAUGGUCGAAGAAGAAGAAAUGUAGAAAGAAGUUUUGAAUUUGAUCCCAUCUUUAGUCAAUUUAGUUGGAGGAACUUAUAGUUCUCACAUAUUAAUGGAUAUCAUUUUUGAUUGUUUAUAUAAAUAUGAUGAAGGUUAAGUAAAAGAGACUGCUUUAAACAGUUUAAAAGACCUUUUUAGGAAAAUAGAUUUAAGAUACUUUGAGAAAUUACUUAUGGAUUUCAUUAAUAGAAUUUUGGAAAAUGAUCAUUUUAGAGCAAAAGAAAUAGCAAUUGUGUUGAUGCCAGAAAUAUUUAUUGCUUUAAAUGAGGAAUAUUAAUUAGAAAUAAUAGAAAUAUUUAGUAAGAUGAGUUCUGAUAGCACUCCUAUGGUUAGAAAAACGGUAGCUAUGAAAUUAAAAGAUUUUGCUAAGCUUAUUCCUCCAGCCCCUGAGUCUUAAUUGCUGUAAAUUUUUGAUAAACUUCUUUAAGAUGAAAAUGAUUACGUGCGUAUACCAUUGGUUGAGUCACUUAUUCCUUUUAGUCAGGUUUGUAUAGAAAAGUCUGAAGCUGAGUUUAUAGAUAUUCUUAAAAAAAUUAUAAAUGAUAAAAGUGUUAAAGUGAGAGGCAGCAUAGUGGACUUCGUGGAAGACAUAAAGAAGAGCUUUAGUUAAAAUAUUUUUGAUGAGAUUAUUGUGCCUACAUAUCUCUCUUUUUUAAAUACGGAUGCAGAAAAUGACUUAAAAAAUAGAAGUUUGUAAAAUAUAGUCAACUUGUACAACCACAUUCCUCAAUUUUCUAAGCUGUUUUUGCCAAAGCUCAAAGAUUUGACAAAAGAUAAAAGCUUAUUAGUUAAAUAAAAUUUAGGAGAGGCGAUAAUAAAUUUACUUACAGAAGGGAAUAAAGAGCAGUUAAUUGGAAUUGAAGAAGUGUUUUCUGACUUGCUAGAUGAUUGUGAUAAUGAAACCAAAUUCAAAUUGUUUAAAAAAAUAAAAGAUUUUGGCUAAUUGCAAAAAAACUUAAGUGUUAAUAUUAUAAGAAAGAUAUUGAAUUCAUUAGAAACAAUUGCUCAAAAUAAAAAAUGGAGAAUAAGAAGCUCCUCGUUAAGCACUAUUUCUAGGCUGAUAUAGGAGGCUAAAUUAACAGAAGAUUAAUUUGACUAAGAUUUUAUUACGAUGAUUAAAAAUAGUUUGAAUGAUUCUACUGCUGAAAUUAGAUUAGAAGCUGCUAAAACAGUUGGAAGUCUAGCUAAUAAUUUCUCACCAAAGUUUACUCAAAGUAAGAUCUUACCAGAAUUCAUGGAUAUUUGGAAUAAUAAAAGUUAUCUCACCAGAAUAGGUGCUCCAUUUUGCAUAAAAUUUAGUGUGCAAUAUUUAGAAGAACCUUACAUAUAAAAAGAAAUAAAAGAAUACAUUAAAAUAGGCUUUUAAGAUAAAGUUCCUAAUAUUAAAAUUGUUUGCCUAGAAAUUAUAGAAAUUAUUUUUUUAAAAUUCUCUGCAGAAACGAGAAAUUCUUAUAAACAGCUGCUCGAAAAGGCAGCAAAAGAUGAAGACACUGAAGUGAGAGAUCGUUCUAAAAAGCUUAUUAAAUUAUUGCAAGAUCUUAAAGAAAAAUGA